UCCAUAAACAAGGGAAAUAUCUUUUUUAAAUCAAUUGAUCGUUCAUUCACCGCUGAUGUUUUUACGGUGUUAUUAUAAGAUAAUAAAUAAAUUUAAACGAUAAUUGCGAAAUAAAGGCGAUUGUGAUGCUCAGCAGUAUUUAAAAUUAGUGCAAUAAAAUUAUCAGAAUCAAUGUUCUAUGCUAAAAUAUUGAUUGGCGUUGUAAAAGCUAUCUUUGUGCAAUCUACCUGCAUCGUAGAAAAUAUUUUCGUGAAUAAUUAUCUUUGACGGGACAAAUAAGAUACGUUUUAAAUGGACAAUGUAAAGUGUGUACGUAUUAUUGCGUAGUACGUAUGUUUACUUGUGAUUCAGCGGUUCUCCCACAAGGACUGAAGAUAUUUUGGUAAGUAUCGUUCUGAUGACGUAACGAAAGACGUGAAGAAUGACGUCGUUCGCUAACCUGACGCAGUCGCUUGCAUCGAGCCUGCCAUCGACGUCUACGGCCAGCGGCUCUGGUCACAGUUCCAACGACCAGGAGGAUCCGCUCGCCAUGACGCACAUCAUAUGCAACCUUCUCGAGAACAUGAAUAAACCAUCAAGCCUACAAACCGGAGCAUCCACCUCGGCAUCGUCCAGCAUGCCUUACGACAUUUGGGCAUUGCCGGCGUGCAGCUCACUACAGAAUCCACUCGGACCCAUCAGUCGUGAGUACAACGUUACCUCCAAUAACAACCAUCAGCAUCAAUCCAAAGAAGACAACUCGAGCGGCUCUCCGGGCACGUCUUCGUCUGUGUCCAUCACCUGCUUCCGCUGCGAGGAGCGCACGCCGACCACUCGCUGCCUCGAGUGCAAUGAUCUAUUUUGUCAUGAAUGUUGUCACAAAGUGACGUCGGACUGCCAACUGAGAGAGCACACGCUGCUACCCAUACACCAGAUAUCACCAAUCGGUGCCAGGCCUAACUCGGUGAAUAACGAGAAGGAAAUCAUGUUCUGUGAGAUACACGGUGAUCCUGUAAGAUAUUACUGUGAACCUUGCAUCAUCUUUAUAUGUCAAGAGUGCACGCUAUGGGUGCAUAAAGAUCAUAAUUAUACGCCCAUUAAAGGAGCUCUUGACAUGUGUCGUAUUGGUGUGUUUAGGGCGAUAGAAGACACGAAGACGGGCACUAAAGCAAUAAAAACAGCUAUAGAUCGCGCUGUGGCUAUGUCCAAAGCCUAUGAGAAGGAAACGGCUGAGGCGAAUAUGAAAAUAAGAAAGGCUAUGCGAUGUUACGCCCAGGCUAUCGAAGACCGUGAGAAAUAUUUAUUGGAUAAAGUAGAAAAGAUGCGUCAAGCUAAAAUGAACGAAUUAACAGACCAUAUGAAUACACUAAGAGGUAUUCUAGCCGGAUUGGCCCAUACAAACGAGACUCUAGUACGCAGUAUGGAUUCUGAAGGGCUCGACCUAUUUAUGGCUAAAGAAAAAGGAAGAGCUCAAGUUGACUAUUUUUCUUGCAUGUUUAAAAACAUGUAUGUGACCGAGGAACGAAUCGUGUUCAUCCCUCCUAAUUACGACUUAGUGGAUCAGUUGAAAAGACAGUGCGACGUACAAUCGGCACCAUCUAGUUCAUUGCACUCGCUCAGUUCUACAUCAUCGAUACAAUCUCGCCAGUCGUUAUUAUCGCUGCAGUCACUACAGUCGGCGCAGAGUUUUCAGCAUCUCAAUUAUAACAUGUCCGGAUCCAGCAGCCUGAGAUCAUUACCAGAUUAUACUGGAUCACAUACGCGGUCAACUAAUUAUUACGACCACAGCAUUACAUCAAGUUUAACCAUGGAUUCGAAUCCAGCUCGCGGUAUUGGUCAAGCGAUACCCGGGUAUUGGAUGUCGGUGUCAGUGAGGCCUACAAGAAGCCCUGUUCCUGGAGUACCCAUGUUCUCAUUUGCUCGGGAAGGACAGGACGAGGGUCAAGUGUCCCGGCCAUGGGGCCUUUGUGUAGAUAGAGAAGGAAAUAUCAUUGUUGCCGAUAGAAGAAAUAAUCGUAUUCAGAUAUUUAGUAAUAGAGGUGAAUUUAAGACAAUGUUUGGAUCUAAAGGCACAGGACCUGGAGAAUUUGAUCUUCCAGCAGGUAUCACCACGGACACAUACGGACGCAUCAUUGUUAUAGACAAAGAUAAUCACAGAGUUCAAAUAUUCACAUCUUCUGGCAACUUCAUUCUCAAGUUUGGUUCCUUCGGCAAGGAAUGUGGACAGUUUCAAUAUCCUUGGGAUGUUGCCGUUAAUACCUUAGGUAAUAUUGUUGUGACUGACACGCGUAAUCAUCGCAUACAACUAUUUACCAGUGACGGAACUUACAUAACUAAGUUCGUGUUUGAAGGUGCUAACCCGGCUAAAAUGCUCAAAGGACCAACGACUCCUAGAGGUGUGUGUUUUACGACAUCGGGCAAUAUUAUAGUUUCGGACUUUGAAAAUCAUCGUCUGUUAAUGGUGGACCCUACAUUGUCUAAAGUGCUACACUGUGUGGGUCGUGAAGGUUCUGGAAUCGGUGAACUUAACCGCCCUUCGGGGAUAGUGACUGACGACGACGGACGUAUCAUAGUCGCCGAUUCCAAGAACCACCGAGUGUUAGUGUUUACGUCGGAGCUGCGCAUCCUGUGGGCCGUGGACCUGAAGAGCCCCGGCCUGGACGACAAGGACCGGCCGAGCGACGUGGCGCUCACGCCCGAGGGCUACCUCGUGGUGCUCUUCGAGACGCUGCCCGACACCGCGCGCGACAUCUCCUCCCACGGCAAGCAAUACAUCAAAGUAUAUUAAUUAUAUUAUAUUAUGUACCUAAUGUUAAGGCCAACUAAGUUCGUGGACCUAAGGUCCGCCGUAUUUUAUUUUGUUUCGUUUUAUUUGUGAUUUAUUUGAGAAUGUGCCAAUUUUAUUAUUAACGUUUGGAAAAAUUCAAUCGAGCAUAGCUUGCGCGGAGAUAUAGUUUGCCCAUUGACGUAAGCGCCGAUGUGCACACCAUGCUCUCCAUGAGUCCUGAUGUAUUUUUCGUUACCAGUACUUUGAUUUUCGUUUCCGUAUUUGACUAGUCUCUAAGGACCAAACAAUGUUUGCAGUGUAAUUUACGAUGUAAUUUAGAUGCCGCAAUUAUAAAUAGCUAUCAUUAAUCUGUAUAACUGUAGAACAACACCAAACUCAUAGUCGGUGCACUAAAUAUUUAAUGUCGAUUACUUAUAAUGUACUCUCCGGUCCGAUCCCUGCGAUGUAUCGCUAAUAUAAUCGAAUAGAGAAAUCGUAAAGAUAAACUAUUAUAGAGAAUCACAAUGUGAUGUAAAAGAUGUUUUUAUGUGAGAUAAAUUAAAGGAUAACUUGAAAAGUAUUUUUCCACAAUGUUACAUUUUGCGUUUUUUAACUUGGUUAAUUAAUUAAUGCAGACGUUGAUAUGUAUUUUUAUGAUAAGUUAUUUUGCAUAAUGAUUUAGGUGCAUAUAAUAUUUUAUAGUAGUUGGGCGCGCGGCGAUGGGUGCGCUCGCGCACUGUCGCUCGUCUUCCUUACGUUCGUAUUAGUUACUUCUUAUCGCUCGAUGGCUUCUUCUGUUUGUUUUCGUGGCUUGAUACGAUGGGAUGAGAAAAUGUAUGGAUGAGCAAAAAUCAAUGCAAUAAAACUUUAAGACUGACUUUAGAAGACUGUCUUAAAGAUGUUGAGUUGCGCCGGAGCCGGCGGCGGCGGCCGCGGCUCGUGGUGUGCGGUGUCGCGCGUAACAAACCAAAAUUCUAAGUAUUAUUGUAACACUCGGCAAAUAUACGAACCUUCCUCGUUGGGAAUCUAAGCUGAUGAUCCUUUCGUCGUAUUUGCUUAUGAGACGUGAUAUUUUUAUUUUCAUACGUAAAAUGUGAAAGUUUUUUUAUUUUAUAUUUCGUAAUUUUUCUUUAUGUCGCAAAACUUUGACUGCCGGCUUGAUCGGGUUAAAUACGUUAGAAAUGAAUUAGGAUUGAGUAUGACGAUGGCAUGGCGCUCUAUUUUAAUUAUUUAUUUACUUUGAUAUACAAUAUUGUGGCAGUUGUCGGUAUGAGGUGUCGGUACGGUUGGUACGGAGCCCGCGGACUACAGUCGGGUAGCGUCGUGAGUGCGUGCUCGCACAGGCUCGGGCCGCGCACUCUCACUCUUAGCUAAUUUAUAGAUAAUAAUCUAUAUCUAAAUUAUGAAUUAUUUUCAAUUAGUUUUUAUUCGCGUGGUCGUAUACAAAAUUUCGUAUUAGUUCAAAUAUUAUAGUGAAAUUCUUUUUGAAUAAAAAAAAACUAUUAAAUUGAUAUGAUAUUUUUCAAAACGUAUGUUAGGUAACUUCGAUAUAAAAUCCCUAUGUGUUCAGUCAGUAUGUGUUCACUUAAUGUAAUGAAUUGUUAGAUAAAUAAUUUAACUGUAAGUUUAGUUGCAUGCGAGACGGUAAGUCGACACUCGAGUAACGUUGUAUUAGAUUGUGUGCACUGUUUCUCCCGUCAUGGUUUUCAAUAAUUUGACACACUUCCCUAGCCUGGAUCUGUUACCGUAUUCUAUCAUACUUAUAUUAUUUUUUUCUAGCCUCAAGUCUCAAAAACAAUGUCUGAUCUAAGUUAUCCUACAAUUUAUCGUUUGCAAACAAUUUGCUGUUAUGAAAUAGUUUUUGAUGAAAUGUAGUUAGAGAAUUGUUCAGAUAACACAGAUUGUGUGAAAACCAUGUAUAUUAUACGGGAUUUAAUCUUAUAUUGUAUAAUAUCUUGUGUCACUAUCGAGAGCUGGGUGGGGGGAAAGCUUUUGUUCUCAAUGUAAUGUGCGGUAUGCCUGUGGCUUUGAUUGAGCCUCGAGUUUAAUUUCGUGCUCUGCCUCGCGCCUCGCCUCGAGGCAAGCUUAUGUUUGAGAGCGUUUCCUUUCCGAGCAGGCUUCGAAAUGAGCAGGGGGUGCAUCCGACUCAAACAGAACCCUAAAAUAUUCGUCGCCAUAUUCGUUUUGCAGAAUGCUUUCCUCCAUUAAGCUUUAGAUUCGCGUUAUAUAAUACUGUUACAGCUUGUUAGACCCCAAAAUAUAUAUAAGUAAAUCAAAUUUAUAGUGAAUUGAAAUAAACUAAGCUUCACUUAAUUGGAAAGGCUUCCGUGGACAAACUAUGCUUGCAAGUAGUAAGUGUUUCAAUGUGCCCUCAUUAUAAUAGCUAAUUGUAUUGGGCAGUUGUUUGGAGGCGCAGUAGCAGCUCGUGAUUGUGUCGACUAGUUGGGCUUGUGUCGCCAUUACUGCCGUGGAUAUGGCCGGUGAAUAACUCUCUUGCUCCGAAUUAGUACUGAGUAAUUCCUGCGCGGCGUAGUUUGUCCGGUGGCCCUCGUUAUCCCUUCGCGGUAAUUUAGCUCGUGUAUUGCGUAAUCAACGCUAGGACUAUCUCCCAAUAAACUAAAUUAAUGCAUAAUAAGUAAGUUAAUAUACGGUUAGACAUACAUUUUCACGUUUGUACUUAGGAUUAUGGUAGCGUAAGUCUUCUAAAUAUUAUGUGGUAUUCCUAAAAUUCGAUGCUUCAAACAAAAAUUUUCUAGUAACGGAGUGGACAGUAGAAAUAAAUUAAGGUACUGAUAAUUAUAGAUAACGUUGACUGGAAUAUGAGUCUGAAAUUAAUUACUUAAGAUGGGAAAAUUAUUGUUUGAAGGACUACGUGUCACAUGAUGUCGGUAGAUAUAAUGUCGGGUGCGUUUUAUUUAUUCGUGGUGUAAGAACGCAGGCGCAGGUACGGCUUUCGCAUUUCUUAGCAGUCUUUCCCUUUGAUAGGAUAAGUAAACAAAUAUAUUACAAAUAUUCUUGUUAUACGGUACACUGUGUGUCGGCAGCGCCUUAAGCCAUAUUUAACGAUGCAGCUUGUAAUAAACCCAUGUCCUUUUGCAAAGAGGAUCAAUACUUAAAAAUAUAUAAUUAAUAUCUAGAAGCAAGUCGCAAAUGUGUAACGUUAUAAAGAUUUAUUCAGAAGGCUUCUUUAUAAAAUGUAGCUAGCGUGGGAAUCUUGUUACGCUUUGUAAGACUUUUAAUGAUACCUAAAUUUGGUAUUCGUUAAUGGUCACAGAACAAGACGCUCCAAUGUGCAGUUUCGUGCAAACUGGCCUAAAUUCAAUACAUUCGCCAUAUUUUCACUUGCAGUUUAGUCAUGAUUCAUACUUUUAUUAUUUACCUGUAUUCACUAUUGCAAGGUUUUAGAAUUCUCUUUUUGUUUUAGCUAUCAGAAUUCUUCGGACUUGUUUUUAUUACAAGCUGCAAACGUUAACUUCACCUUAACUUUUCUACUAAUUAUAAUCACGUUUAUAUUCCACUUAAAGUGAAUUUAUUCUUAUCCAGCAUCUGUAGUUUGAAGCAAAGCUUCUAUUAGGCUAAGUGCAGACAUGUGCGACAUGCAACGUACCUAGCGAACGAUCGCGGAUGCUCGACGAAUGGAAGCGACCAUUACAUUACUAGAUAAAUUAAUCGAAAUGUGAAUGGAAUGGUUUGCUUCAAAUACACAAAUACAAAACCAGGUCACUGCCACUAAGUUAGUAGGAUAUGUUCGUCCAACGUCCCCUGACAUGUUGCGAUGCAUGUUGCAUAAGUUCGUACCCAUCAUAACUUGUUGCAGUUAACGCAUACUAAGUGUACAUAAAUAGACGUAACGUUAUUUUCUUAUACAGGAAUGUAAAUAAAAUAGUGUGAAUUGUUUACCUUAAUAUAAUAAGAUAAUCACGUACCUAUAUUGUAACACCAAGUUAGUUGAAAUAGUCUAGCGAGAGCCGUGCCGAGCGACGCGUUAUAGUUAGGUUAAAUAUGUGCAGUGUCUUGCGUCUUAACGGUGUUGACGAAUUCCGCAUAUGAAUUAAUAAUAAAAUAUUUAUCUUUUCCAGUAAAUAAGUGAUGGAAUUAACGUUUACUUUUUGUUCAGUGCCAUUAUUAAAGUAUUACGUUAUUUUUAAAAUAAUGUGUUGCAUGAAAUGCAUUUUUUUAUCAUUAUUAUAUACUUUCAAUAUAUUUCUUGAUUUUGAUCACAGUAUGUUUUUUAGCCGACAACGAAUCUCAUAAUUAUAGUAGUAACUGAUUCUAUUGUCGUUCGAAACUUAGGUAACGGGUUUGCAAAGCAACUCCCUCCAUCAUGCGCGCUGCACUCGUAGAGUGCGGCGGCGUGGGUGAACAAAGUUGUACUGGUCCGUGCGGUGCUGGCGGUCCUCGCUGCCAGCACCCACCGCUGAUGAAGGGUAAAUACGCGCUGAUCUUUGACCACACACAUAACUACAAGUUACCUAUGUUUGACCUUAUACACUUCAUCAUUUCAUCAGAAAAGUCGAGUAUUGGUAACAACGAGGCCCGAGGUCGUUUUUUUUAGAACUGAGCUGAAAGCUGCUGAAGCAUUACUUAAUUUUUAUGACUGCAUUUAAUUUUGAUAUAUAAUUUGGUUAUGUUUUAUUUAAAAUUGUUUUGUUACUCAAAUGAUUCUGUGGAUAUUUCUAAAGUAUGUUUACUUAGUUCCAGACUUAAAGAACUGCAACCAUGUGCGCACACUGACCCUGUGCUCCAUAUUUUACUUAGCGCAUACACUUUGACACAUGUCAGAACUAAGUAAACACACUUGGCAGAUAUCACACAAUCUGGAAGUAUUUAGUCGUGAAGCGAUGUGUACUUUGUGAGAUCUGCUAGCUGCUAGCAGUAUAAUUGUGGUUUUGUGAUAAAUACAAUAAAAUUGAGAACUAAAGAUUAUUGGAAUCUUAAUGAUAAUUUUUGUACAAGUUUUUGAUGUCUAUCACGACUAUUGUAAAAGCAUUCGGAACAUUUCAGCAGUUGAGACACGUCACAACGUUGUGGUGAGAGGUGUGAGCGAACUGAGACGCAACACUCAAAAGUGCAUAAUAAUAAUGAUACAAUUAUGAGAUUUUAGCGAAUGUAAUAAGCCAUUUUCGUGCUAUUUUUGUAACUUUAACUAGGAGCUUGUGUUGUGUUAGUCUUAGUGUAGGUAAUUAUGUGCAUUCAUCUUCCCUUCGCGAGUGUCCCUAGAAGGUCACUUCUUACAAUCGGUAACGUAUACACGAGUCUGAGAGAAAUAUUCAAUUAACAUGACGAGACGUCACACGAUCCAGCUGUGACGGUCAUCAACCAGACUUUUCUAUUCGUUACACCCACACACCUAAUGCACAAUGUCCACUAGCGAGCUUCAGUCCACUGGCGCACGAGAGCGACAAAUUGAAUAGCUGCGAGUUAACUAACUAGAACUGCCAAAACGUCAACUACCGUCAACAAGCCAGUAACUCUAGCUAGUGUGCAUCGUGCAUUAGACUGUAUGAAGUGAUGUUCUCUUGUUUGAACAGUUUCCUCGAGAUGGCACGCUGGCACGUUUCACCGUCGGCAAAGGGUGGGUGAAUGAUAUUGUCAAUAUCAAUGUGUAACAGUAAGUAGUAUUUUUGUACACGUGGCUCGCGGGGCGCCGGGCGCGGACUCCGCUCCCAGCGUCCCGCGAGGCGCUUAGUGGUGUUCAAAGAUCAACCAGAAACUACCUCUUUUUUGUAAAGUUUUUAAGACUGACGGAAUUAAGUAACCAUGAAUGGUGGAAAUGGUGGUUUGAUCACCGCUUUAGAAGCCUGUUGUCUACUAUUUUAUUUAAUUUUUAGUUUCUCUAGAUCGUAAUGUUAGAAGCGUCCAUAACACUGUCACGUUUAGUUCGUCUUGAGCAAUUGCAUAUACAUAUAUUCAUGUAGUGUAGUCCAGCUUACAAAUUGUCAUAGCGAGUGGACAACAGUCUUAUUCUAUUAUAAGUGACCAGCGGAGAUAGCUGCGGAGCCGUCUGUGAGCCGCGUCGCCGAUCUGCGGCGAUGUGUGGCGCGCGGCUCUCAGACCCGCGGGGCUCGCAGGUAUUCCCGCUGGGGUAUAUUAUCUACCUUAGCUUACGUAAUUAUUGUAAUCAUCUCAAAUGUGUGUAAUGAGACUGAAUUUUUUUAGAUCGUUCCUAUAUUUUAAUUUAGACUAUUUUACUGCCUACCGUAUUUCAUUUACAUUAUUUUUACCUUCGGUACAUAUUCAUUCAUCAUUACAUUACAUUCAUCCUUAUAAUCCUAUCAAUUUAUGUACGACGCUAUAUAAUGUCAAAUUUUUGAAAUUUUUUAAAUGAAUUUUGUAUGAGAAAUUAAUCAAGUGAUUGAUAGAAAA
Messenger RNA from Helicoverpa armigera (cotton bollworm), 9112 nucleotides. It is a transcript of the gene wech, whose product is annotated as wech. Gene Ontology annotation, cellular component: extracellular region. The record is from RefSeq and is a predicted model, not a curated record. Lineage: Eukaryota; Metazoa; Arthropoda; Insecta; Lepidoptera; Noctuidae. The coding region runs from base 422 to 2767 and encodes 781 amino acids. Gene Ontology annotation, molecular function: protein binding; zinc ion binding. The transcript has 2 exons.